Chinchilla lanigera (long-tailed chinchilla) is the source of this 4491-nucleotide messenger RNA. It is a transcript of the gene Elavl3, whose product is annotated as ELAV like neuron-specific RNA binding protein 3. The transcript is spliced from 7 exons. Gene Ontology annotation, cellular component: ribonucleoprotein complex. The coding region runs from base 441 to 1541 and encodes 366 amino acids. Lineage: Eukaryota; Metazoa; Chordata; Mammalia; Rodentia; Chinchillidae. Gene Ontology annotation, molecular function: RNA binding. The record is from RefSeq and is a predicted model, not a curated record.
CCAGAGCGCGGAGCGCGCAGCUCGGGCAGGAGGGAGGGUGGGAGGGCGGGCGAGGGGAGCGCACUGAGCAACCGGGACCGGACAGGCCGGACCGAGGGGCGGCGGCAGAAGGCAGAAGCGCCGCGAUCUCUGUCGGGAAGCGCAACCUCCCCGGGCCCCGCGGGGCCGCGCAGGGGGUGUCCUCCACCCCGCGCCCGCUCCCUCUCUCCAUCCCCUGCCGCCCGCAGGCCACCCCGGGGCCCGGCCAUCCGCGCGUACAUCCUCGAGCUCGGGCCUGUCCCUGGCCCUCGAGGGAGCCGCUGCUCUCCUCGCCGCCUCUGCAGCGGCCCCGCCAGAGGCCGCUCGGGCGGGACCUCGGCGUGAGCAUCGGGCGCCCCCCUCGGAGUGCACGACCCCCGGAGCCGCCCUCAACACGGACCGCGCCCGCCGGGCACACAAGAAUGGUCACUAUACUGGGGGCCAUGGAGUCUCAGGUGGGGGGGGGCCCGGCCGGCCCGGCCCUGCCCAACGGGCCACUCCUGGGCACCAACGGAGCCACUGACGACAGCAAGACCAACCUCAUCGUCAACUACCUGCCCCAGAACAUGACCCAGGACGAGUUCAAGAGUCUGUUCGGCAGUAUCGGCGACAUCGAGUCCUGCAAGCUGGUUCGGGACAAGAUCACAGGCCAGAGCCUCGGCUACGGAUUUGUGAACUAUUCUGACCCCAACGACGCAGACAAAGCCAUAAACACCCUCAACGGCCUCAAACUGCAGACCAAGACCAUCAAGGUGUCCUACGCCAGGCCCAGCUCUGCAUCCAUCCGGGACGCUAACCUGUAUGUCAGCGGGCUCCCCAAGACCAUGAGCCAGAAGGAGAUGGAGCAGCUCUUCUCCCAGUACGGGCGAAUCAUCACCUCGCGCAUCCUGGUGGACCAGGUCACAGGUGUGUCUCGGGGCGUGGGCUUCAUUCGCUUUGACAAGAGGAUCGAGGCCGAGGAGGCCAUCAAAGGACUGAACGGGCAGAAGCCGCUGGGCGCGACCGAGCCCAUCACGGUCAAGUUCGCCAACAACCCGAGUCAGAAGACAGGACAGGCGCUGCUCACCCACCUCUACCAGUCCUCGGCCCGGCGCUACGCAGGCCCCCUGCACCACCAGACGCAGCGCUUCCGGCUGGACAACCUGCUCAACAUGGCCUACGGAGUCAAGAGUCCCCUGUCGCUCAUCGCCAGGUUCUCUCCCAUCGCCAUCGACGGCAUGAGCGGCCUGGCCGGCGUGGGGCUGUCGGGGGGCGCGGCGGGCGCCGGCUGGUGCAUCUUCGUGUACAACCUGUCGCCCGAGGCGGACGAGAGCGUGCUGUGGCAGCUGUUCGGCCCCUUCGGCGCGGUCACCAACGUCAAGGUCAUCCGCGACUUCACCACCAACAAGUGCAAGGGCUUCGGCUUCGUCACCAUGACCAACUACGACGAGGCGGCCAUGGCCAUCGCCAGCCUCAACGGCUACCGCCUGGGCGAGCGCGUGCUGCAGGUGUCCUUCAAGACCAGCAAACAGCACAAGGCCUGAGCUGCCCCCUCCCCGCCACCCCUCCCCGGGCAGCAGAGAGAGAGAGAAAGAGAGAGAGAAGGGGCCGGAGAGAGACAGCCCAGGCAGGCGGACCCCACCCCUGCCCGGCGGUGCCCGUCCUUCCUCCCCGCCCCCGCCCACCCCCAGCUGGGCUGGUCACUCUCUCGUCUUGGUUUGGUUCAUGGUGAAGGUUUUUGUUCCUUUUUUUCGGCUAAAAAGAAAGCAGAGACGAGCCCCCACCCCACCUUUCACCACCCUCCACGGGAUGGCUUGGGGGACCCCGGGGGGCCCUCCCAGCCCAGGCCUCCCCGACAUCUUAGGUGGGACUGGAGAGGGGGAAGGGAACAGGUUUAAAAAUCCCCAAAAUAAAAAAGCGAGCCGUGAAGAGGGGUGUGGGCAUCCCUGGCUCCCAGAACCCCUGGGAGGAGGCGAGGGAGCAGGGGGAGGGGAGGGGCCGGAAGCAGAAACAAAAUGGAGAAAAAAGGGGGGUGGGAGGGGAAGAAAAACUCUAUUUUUGUAAAAAGGGAAAAAGACCUCGUGGAGAAUUUUUACUGGGGAUUCUUGAACUUGAAAAAAAAAAUCACAAAAAAAGACAAAAAAAAAAAAAACAAAGAAACUAUUUUGGCAGGUUAUGUUUACCAACUGGGGCACGGGCAGGGCUGAGGGGCUGGGGGUCCACAGGGCCACACACACGCGCACACACCACGGGGACAGAGACACAGACACGCACAGACACACUUAGGGUCACGUUCAGGAACUCCUGGCCAAACCCAGACCCGUGGCAGGGUGUACCCAAAGGACACACAGGCCCGGGGCUGCCCCGAUGUGGACACAGCCGGAGGCGGCCGUGCACACUUGCAGGUGUGCAGCCUCGGAUAUCUCGUGUCCACGCGGGUGCAGGCUGUCGCACGGCAGAUCCGGAUGUGCAAAGCAAAGCAGGACACCCGGUCACACCCACAGACAGCACGGACAGGGACACACACAUGCUCAGCAUCCUGAGGUCUGCAGGCUGGCCGGGCCCCUCCUCCCCGGGGGUUCCCUCGGGUCCCACCCGCCCCAAGCCCUUUCCUGGACCGUCGGGGGUCUCCCUGCUGCCCACCAACGCAGGCAUGCAACACGGCGUCCAUGCACCCAGACACAGAUACCUCGGUCCGCUUUGGCCCCGCCCCACAACACUUGAGGCCAAAGGACUCCCUGUCCCCUGAGCCUCCUCCCGCGAGGGCCGGGCCUCCCCGGCAGCAAGCACCUAGCAGCCCCCCUCAGGCCCAGGGUGGACAGGCCCUACACCCUUUCCCGUCCACUUUGUCACCCCCUUUUGGUUUGUUAGGUUUGUUUUUUUUUAUUUAUGUCUCCAGGUUGAGGAGGGCGGUGGUCACAGCUCUCGUGCGGAGCCCAGCCCUGGCUUCUGUCUGGAUUUUGUCCCCACCCCCCACACACCUUGUCUCUCCCUGUUCACUGUUUUUUAAAAAAAAUUCCGACAGAAGCCAAAGGCCGGAGCUCCUGGGAGCCCUGGAAGCCCCUCACCCCCUCAGCGGGCCCAGUCAGAAGGGAGAAUCGCGAAGCCCCAUCUUAGUUCAGUGGCCUCCUGUCCUUCCGUCCAGCGUCCGGCCACGGCCCCGAUUUGAACGUCCAACUCUCUCUCCCCACCCCUCCCGUGUUGUUAUUAAACGUCUGUGGAGCUUCUGCUGCAAGGAACAAAGAAAAAAAAAAAGCAACAAAAAAAAGAGAAAAACACAAACAGAAGAGGAAGGGAAAAAAAAAAGCAACAAAAAAAGAAGAGGAAAAAAAACACACAGAGAAGAGAUUUAAAAAAAGAAAAAAAAGACAUAAACUGGCACCAGUUAACUUUCUUGUACUUUUUUGCUGAAUUUAGCUUCUUGUAGUUUUAACUUAUUGCUAUGUUAACUAUUUAUUAUCCCUGUUGACCUGUAAGGACCUUUGUGUAUAUUUCUGUUCUUUCAUCCGGUUUGCAAGUUAAAGGAACUCCGAUGUUCUUUGUUUCUUUAAGUUUUGCUGAGACGUGGUUAUGCCUAAUUUAUUUAUAAAAGGGGAAGUGGAAUCGUUAAAGUAAUAAUAAUUAUUAAUAACAGUAACGGCAGCCAAGCGGCGGCGGGGGAGCGGGAGUUCUGCAGGGCUGCCGCCCCCGCCCGGGCCGGCCACAUCCGGGGAUGUCAAGGGGGUUCAUUUUGCUCUUGUCUUGAGAAUUUUUUCAGUCCUACUUAGCUGGUGAAACCCUAGCUUGUUCAUGAUACAUGAAUCUAUUUAUUCUUGUGGUUUUAAGUCCACUCUCCUCUCCCCACCCUCCCAGCAGGGCAGGGACCCCCGGUUCCCCCAGCGGGUCCACCCUCUUCCCCUGCUGCCUCUGGGGCUUUCUCCCCGACGCCCUCCGCAUAGAGCAAUAAGGGCUGGGUUCGCCCCCCGCCCGGGGGGUCCAGGCUCUGGAGAGGGGACACCUCCGCACCCCCCCACACCGAGGCCUAGGCUUCUGCCACCCCGACACUGGGAGGGGACCUCUUUUUCUAAAGCAGAGCUCAGCCCAGCCAGGCCCCUUCCCUGGAGGCCGACCCCUCCCCCCAGGGGCCAGGCCAAGGGCUCCCUGGGAGGGGACCCCGGGCUUCCACCUCCUGGGGGUCGGGGGGCAGGGCCAGCAGGGAGGGGGCUCAGCCCCUCCAACCCUCCCUUCAUCCUGUAAUUUAUUCAGAAGGUUUCAAAUCACGACAGAGUCCAUGUUGGAGGUGAUAAAGAACUGUUAAAAAAAAAAAAAAAGACAAAAAAAAAGAAAAAAAAAACAGAAAAGAACAAAAAAACCAACCCAACGGAGAACACUUUGCGUUGCGUUUAGACUAUUUAUUACCAGGAUUCCUGGCCUGGCCGCGGUAACAGACUUUUACAUGGAAUUGUUUAAUUAUUUGUACUUUUCAUGCCAGAAAAUAAAAGUUCAGAAUCUUAA